This is a messenger RNA of Arachis stenosperma, 3478 nucleotides long. RefSeq names its product MDIS1-interacting receptor like kinase 2-like. The record is from RefSeq and is a predicted model, not a curated record. The transcript has 2 exons. NCBI's taxonomy places the organism in Eukaryota, Viridiplantae, Streptophyta, Magnoliopsida, Fabales, Fabaceae. Gene Ontology annotation, molecular function: ATP binding; protein kinase activity; protein binding. Gene Ontology annotation, cellular component: plasma membrane. Gene Ontology annotation, biological process: protein phosphorylation; hormone-mediated signaling pathway. Bases 5 to 3232 code for a protein of 1075 amino acids.
AACCAUGCCACCAAUAAUGUUCCAAAAUACUACUAUUGUCUUAACAUUCCUUUGUGUCCUUAUUCUAAAACUCUCUUCAGCUGAUCAAAACAUUGAAGCAGAUGCACUCUUAAAGUGGAAGGCCACACUUGAGAAGCAAAGCCAAGUUAUGUUAUCAUCUUGGAACAACGGCACAAGUCCAUGCAGAUGGAAAGGAAUUCAAUGUGACAAAUCAAAGUCAAUCACAACCAUCAAUCUUGAAAACUUUGGACUCAAAGGUACACUUCACAGUCUUAGUAUUUCUUCAUUCCCCAACCUCAUUUCCAUAAACAUAUACAACAACUUGUUCCAUGGAACCAUUCCACCACAAAUUGCUAACAUGUCCAAAGUUAACAGCUUGAACAUGUCUUCAAAUCUUUUUGAUGGUUCUAUCCCUAAGGAGUUGUGGACAUUGAGCAGUUUACAGAGUCUUGAUCUUUCUUUGUGCCAUCUAAGUGGAUCAAUCCCGGGUUCCAUUUCGAAUUUGGCCAACUUAUCAUUUCUAGAUUUAUCUGAUAAUUACAAUCUGUCAGGCCUAAUUCCACCUGAGAUUGGUAAACUGAACAAACUUGUGUUUCUUGGGAUUGGAAACAAUCAACUCUCUGGCUCCAUUCCCCAAGAAAUUGGAAUGUUAACAAAGCUUGAGUAUCUUGAAUUAUCAAGAAACACUCUUUCUGGUACUAUCCCUUCAACAAUUGCUAACAUGAGCAGUUUAAAUAGGCUUUACCUUGCUAAUAACACCUUGUUUGGGCCAAUCCCAGAUUCCAUGUGGAACAUGUCUACCUUGUCAUGGCUAAACCUUUAUAAUAACCAACUUUCUGGAUCAAUCCCUGCUUCAAUAGAAAACUUGGUCAACCUGGAGUUACUUGAAAUUGAGAAGAACCAUUUUUCAGGAUCCAUUCCUUCCACAAUUGGAAACAUGACAAAGCUCACCUGGAUAUUGCUUCGCCACAAUAAUUUUUCUGGCGAAAUUCCUAGCUCCAUUGGUAAUUUGAUCAAUUUGAUCACCCUUGCUCUUCAAGGAAACAAUCUAUCAGGAGCUAUUCCUGAUACAGUUGGAAAGUUGAAAAGCCUAUACUCUUUAGAAUUGUCUGCCAACAAACUCAGUGGUAGCAUUCCACAAGUUAUCAAUAACCUUACCAACAUGGUUUACUUUUUGGUAGAAGAAAAUGAUCUCUCCGGCCACUUGCCACCUCAAAUUUGCUUAGGUGGUUCAUUAGGAUACUUGAUUGCUGGUAACAAUCAUUUUACUGGUCCAAUUCCAAGUAGCUUGAAGAACUGCUCUAAUCUUGCUAGAAUUAGGUUAGAGUAUAACCAUUUGGAAGGAGACCUAACACAAGACUUUGGUAUUUAUCCUAAUUUGAAAUUCAUUGAUCUGAGUGACAAUAAAUUAUAUGGCCAAAUUUCGCCAGAUUGGGGGAAGUGCCAAAAUCUUGAAAACUUGAUAAUAUCCAACAAUAACAUUUCUGGUGGCAUACCAUCAGAAAUUGGUGAACUUACCAAGUUGGGAAGACUUCACCUUUUCUCCAACCAAUUAACUGGAAUGAUUCCAAGAGAAUUGGGAAAUAUGAAAAGCCUGCUUGAAUUCAAGAUCAGUGACAACCAUUUCUCAGGAAAUAUUCCAGCAGAAAUAGGACUAUUGCAUGAUCUUCAAAUCUUGCACCUUGGAGGAAAUGAGUUGAGUGGCAGUAUACCAAGACAAGUUGUGCAGUUACCCAACUUGUUGGAAUUGAACUUGAGCAACAACAAACUACAGGGAAGCAUCCCCUCUGACUUCGGGUCGUCGCAGCCACUGUAUUCUCUUGAUCUUAGUGGGAAUAUGUUGCAUGGACAAAUACCAAUAGUGCUUGGAGAGUUGAAACAAUUGAAAUUGUUGAACCUCUCUCACAACAAUCUUUCUGGCACCAUUCCAUCAAGUUUUAAUGGUAUGUCAAGCUUGAUUUCUGUCAACAUAUCAUACAACCAGUUAGAAGGGCCGCUUCCAGACAAUAACCGAGCCUUUCAGAAUGCUACGAUUGAAUCAUUGAAAAAUAACAAAGGCUUGUGUGGUAAUGUCACUGGCUUGGUGCCAUGCCCAAGCAGCAGUCCUAGCCGUAAAAGUCACAAGGUCAUGUUAUUGGUAUUACUUGUUAUAUUUGGAGUACUAGUAUUUGUGCUUUGUGUGGCGGCUGUUUCAUUGUACUUUCUUUGUAGAAGUGCUAGAAACAAAGACAACUCAGCUAAAGAAGUGCAACAAGUAGAAGAACACUUUUCCAUAUGGAGCCAUGAUGGAAAAAUGGCGUUUGAAACUAUCAUUGAAGCUACCAAUAAUUUUGAUGACAAACAUCUCAUUGGAAUUGGAGGGCAAGGAUCCGUUUACAGGGCUGAGUUGCCUUCAGGAAUGGUUGUUGCUGUGAAGAAACUUCAUACUGAAUCAGAUGCAGAGGGUAAGUCCAAUUUGAAAGCUUUUGAGAAUGAAAUUGAAGCAUUGACAGAAAUGAGGCACCGCAACAUCAUAAAGCUAUAUGGAUUCUGCCAGCAUUCUCGGUUCUCUUUUUUGGUUUAUGAAUUCUUGGAAGGUGGCAGUUUGGAUCAAGUAUUUGGCAAUGAAGCAAAAGCAAGUGCAUUUGAUUGGAUGAAGAGGGUGAAUGUGGUUAAAGGAGUUGCUAAUGCUUUGUCAUACAUGCAUCAUGAUUGCAAACCCCCUAUGGUUCAUCGCGACAUAUCAAGCAAGAACAUUCUGUUGGACUCAGAAUAUGAAGCUCAUGUCUCUGACUUUGGGACUGCUAAGUUUUUAAAGCCAGAUUCAAAUUGGACCACACUUGCAGUCACCUAUGGUUAUGGAGCUCCAGAGCUAGCUCAGACUAUGGAAGUGACAGAGAAAUGUGAUGUAUAUAGUUUUGGAGUUCUUAGUUUGGAGAUCAUCAUGGGAAAGCAUCCAGGAGAUUUGAUCAACUCAUUGUUGUCACCAUCAACAGCAUCAAUAACAUACAAUUUGUUAUUGGUUGAUGUCAUAGAUCAUAGACCUCCUUAUCCUAAGAACUCAAUUGUUGGGGAAAUCAUGCGGAUCACAAAGUGGGCACUUGAGUGCUUGAGCCAAAGUCCACAAUUUCGGCCAACCAUGCAUCAAGUUUCUAAAGAGCUUAUGAUGGGAAAAGCACCUUUACCUGAUGACCAAUUUCCUAUGAUCAGGAUUGGACAACUCAAUGAAGAAUGGGAAACUCCACUUAUUUGAUUGAUCUCAAUUCGGGGGAGACUCAGUUCAGUGGUUUGUCCCCACCAAAGGAGAUAGGCUUGUUGAGUUAGAACGCAUGAAUAAAAGUAAAGCAAUGUCAUUAUUAACUUUUCAAUAACAAUAGAGGAAUGUUAUCAUUAGCGGUUCAAUUAGUCCCCAUCAAAGAACAUACUUUCUGAUAACAACAGUAUACAAAGAAAAAGUGAUCUAUCAAUGAACUCAAUUAUUAACUUGGACCCAUAUAAA